Molecule: messenger RNA, 2791 nt
Organism: Papaver somniferum (opium poppy)
Lineage: Eukaryota; Viridiplantae; Streptophyta; Magnoliopsida; Ranunculales; Papaveraceae
Product: ubiquitin carboxyl-terminal hydrolase 13-like
Exons: 1
Coding region: 1-2331 (776 amino acids)
Biological process (GO): protein deubiquitination; regulation of protein stability
Cellular component (GO): cytosol; nucleus
Molecular function (GO): protein binding; cysteine-type deubiquitinase activity; cysteine-type endopeptidase activity
Source: RefSeq, a predicted model, not a curated record
AUGUCUAGUGAAGAUCAGGAAGGUGAUGAUGAGAUGCUUGAUGAAAGUCCCCAACCAAUGGAAGUCGCUCCAGCAGAAGUUACUAAAGUGGAAAAUCAGGAUCCUGAAUCUAUGAAAUUUACCAUGAAGUUUAAGAAUUUAUCGAACCCUAAAGAAGGACACUACUCUGAUGUGUUCACUGUUGGGGAUUGUAAAUGGCGUGUGGUGAUAUUUCCCAGGGGAAACAACGUAGAUUACUUGUCGAUGUACUUUUCUGUUGCGGACCCGGAUGAUUUGCCAUCUGGGUGGACUAGAUGUGCACAGUUCAGUUUGUCAGUCGUCAAUCAAAUUAAUAAAGAGGAGACAGUGAGAAAAGAUACACAACGACAUAAAUUUACUAAACAACAUAGCGAUUGGGGUCAUAAAAUGUUCAUGCCUCUUGGUGAACUCAACGACCCGGCUAAAGGAUAUCUCGUAGAUGAUACUUGUAUUAUUGAAGCAGAGGCUAAGAUCAUGCCUGACGAUUGGACAUAUGAUUCUAGAAAAGAAACAGGUUAUGUUGGUCUUAAGAAUCAGGGAGCAACAUGUUAUAUGAACUCUCUUCUCCAGACUUUAUAUCAUAUUCCUUAUUUCAGGAAAGCAGUGUACCACAUGCCAACAACUGAGAAUGAUUUGGCAUCAGGAAGCAGCAUCCCUUUGGCUCUACAGACUUUGUUUUAUAAGCUUCAGUACAAGAAAGAUUCCGUCGGAACGAAGGAGCUCACUAAAUCUUUCGGAUGGAAUACGCACCAGUCUUUCAUGCAACAUGAUGUGCAGGAACUUAAUAGGGUUUUGUGUGAAAAGCUAGAAAAUAAGAUGAAGGGAACUGCUGUGGAGGGUACCAUACAACACUUGUUUGAAGGUCACCAUAUGAACUAUAUUGAGUGCAUCAAUGUGGACUAUAAAUCUACUAGAAAGGAGUCCUUUUAUGACAUUCAACUUGAUGUCAAAGGCUGUCAGGAUGUUUAUGCUUCUUUCGACAAGUAUGUGCAAGUGGAGCGUCUUGAAGGUGAUAACAAGUAUCAUGCUGAUCAACAUCAUGGUUUACAGGAUGCAAAGAAGGGUGUACUUUUCACUGACUUCCCACCUGUUCUCCAGCUCCAGCUAAAACGGUAUGAAUAUGAUGUUAUGAGAGACACUAUGGUAAAGAUAAAUGAUCGCUAUGAAUUCCCUCUGCAACUUGAUCUUGACAGGGAGGAUCGCAAAUACUUAUCUCCGGAUUCUGAUAUAAGUGUUCGCAAUCUCUAUACACUUCAGGCUGUUUUGGUUCACAGUGGCGGGGGACAUGGGGGACACUACUAUGCUUUUAUAAGACCAACAGUCUCAGAGCAGUGCUUCAAAUUCAAUGAUGAGAUGGUAACCAAAGAAGAUAUCAAGCGGGUACUAGAAGAGCAAUACGGAGGGGAGGCAAGAUAUUCAAAUGCAUAUAUGCUUGUGUAUAUACGUGAAAGCAAUAGAGAUGAAAUUAUUUGUAACGUGGAGGAGAAGGACAUUGCUGAACAGCUGAGGAUUAGGUUGAAGAAAGAACAAGAAGAAAAGGAGCUCAAGAAGAAGGAAAAAGCAGAGGCUUACUUGUAUACUACUAUAAAGGUUGCUCGAGAUGAGGACCUUUUUCAGCAGAUUGGAAGAGAUGUCUAUUUUGAUCUUGUUGAUUACAGCAAAGUUCGCAGUUUUCGUGUCCAGAAACAAAUGCAAUUUAACCAAUUCAAGGAGGAAGUUUUUAAAGAGUUUGGUGUACCUGUGCAAUUUCAGCGGUUUUGGCUAUGGGACAAGAAACGACAUCAUAUUUAUGGUCGAUACCGACCGUUAACGCUUCAAGAGGAAUCCCAAUCUAUUUGGCAGGUGAGAGAAGUUUCAAAUAAGGUGUCUGUCUAUGGGGGAUGGUGUCUCCAAGACUUAAAGCUGUUCUUGGAAGUAGAGAUUGGUCCGGAAUCACAUCCCAUUCCUCCUCCUUGUUAUACACCAAAACAAGAUAUUCUUCUCUUUUUCAAGCUUUAUGAUGCUGAGAAGGAAGAGAUUCGGUAUGCGGGGAGACUCAUUGUAGAUCGUAAUGGUACGCCCUUUGAAAUUCUUAAAAAGCUUAAUGAGAUGGUUGGGUUCUCUCCAGAUGAAGAACUUGAACUUUAUGAGGAAUCAAAGUUUGAGCCUGAACAGAUAGACAAAAAUCUCACAUUUGCCGCUAGCCGGCUCAUGGAUGGGGACAUUAUUUGCUUCCAGAAAUCUGCUUCAGCUGAUAGAAUAACACAAUACCGCUGUCCUGAUGUUCCAUCUUUUCUGGAAGAUGUUAGUUACCGUCAGGUUGUGCAUUUUUGAUCUUUGGAGAAGCCGAUGGAAGAUGAUAUUUGUUUAGAGCUUUCAAAGGUACUAAAAUAUGAUGAUGUCACUGACAGAGUAGCACGCCAUCUUUGUUUGGAUGACCCAACCAAGAUCAGCAGUUUGGGGAACCAUUUUUCUUGGUUAUCCAUCAAGGAGAGACUUUAGAUGCAGUCAAAUUGCGCAUUCAGGAGAAAUUGCAGGCUCCUGACGAGGAAUUCGCUAAGUGGAAGUUCAAAUCUCCGUCUUGCCCGGGUCAAUCUGAGUACGUUCAGGACUCAGAUAUAGUGUCCAGCCGAUUUCCGAGAAGAUAUGGUCAUAAUUAUGGACCUCGGGAUGAGUGCAUUGGCUUGGAGCAUUCUGAUAGUUCCUCGAAAAGAUCAUAUGCAGCCAGUAAAAGUCUAGAAAUAGCCGGGUAAAUAAAAAGAGAUAGAACAUGAUUCUUUCUUGAUAAGUUAAU